GGGGAUUUCUUCUGCUCACCAUAACAAACAAUCAUUUUCUCACCAUAACGAAGAAGGAGAAACAGAGAAACGAGAAUGAGGUUCCUCGUCGGCUUCACUGUUUUACUUACCUCCGUCAUCGCUCUCUUAAUCUACGGCGCCACUUCACCGGCGAAUCUUACCGGCGACGAUUUCAAGUUCCCUGCCCCUUCUAUCAUCCGCGUCUUCUUCAACGGCGCCAGUUCACCGGCGAAUCUUACCGAUCGAACAUACUCGCUCCACUACGACUACUACUGUGAAUCUUGCCCCAGCGUUACCGCUCCUUCUAUCAUCCGCGUCUUCUUCACUCUUACCGGCGAUGAUUUCAACUUCCCUGCUCCGUCUAUCAUCCGCGUCUUCUUCAACGGCGCCAGUUCACCGGCGAAUCUUACCGGCGAUGAUUUCAAGUUCCCUGCUCCGUCUACCAUCCGCGUCUUCUUCAACGGCGCCAGUUCACCGGCGAAUCUUACCGAUCGAGCUUUCUCGCUCCACUACGACUACUACCGUGAUUCUUGCCCCAGCGUUACCGCUCCGUCGAUCAUCCGCGUCCUCUUCUCCGAUUGCUUCAUUGAGGGAUUCGCAGAUGAAACACUCUCUACUGAGAACAAUGCAUCUCCAAACCUUUCCUUGAAAGGGUUUGAUGUUAUUGACGCCAUUAAGUCUGAGCGGGAGUAUGUUUCUCCUGGAGGUCUUUCCUGUGCCGAGCUUCCUGUCUUUCUCGAGCUUCCUCUCUUCCCUGCUAGAGAAGCCGCCCUAGUGGCUGGUACUCGAGUAUAUCGUCUGGUGACUGUAAGAAAAUUCAGUGCAGUGGCCUUCAAGCUUCCUGCACCACAGGCUACUCUCUCUCUCCUUCUUGCAAGUGCUGCUUCCAGAGUAUUCAGCGAGAGAGAAACCGUCAUUUUAUCCGGUGCUCACAGCUUAGGCAUUAAGCACUGCACUUUUUUUGAGAACAGCCUCUACAACUUCUCAGGAACCGGGAAGCCUGACACUGAGCUAGCGGAUGCUUGUCUAGGAGUUGUUUCCUGUUCCAGCCUUGUCCUGGGUGCUAGAGAAGCCGGCCUUCUGGGAUUCGCAGAUGAAACACUUGCUACUGAGAGCAAAUCAUCUCCAAACCUUUCCUUGAAAGGGUUUGAUGUUAUUGACGCCAUUAAGUCUGAGCGGGAGUAUGUUUCUCCUGGAGGUCUUUACUGUGCCGAGCCUCCUGUCUUUUUCGAGCCUCCUGUCUUUCGCAAGUUUCCUCGCUUCCCUGCUAGAGAAGCCGCCCUAGUGGCUGAUCCUCGAGCAUAUCCUCUGGUGACUGUAAGAAAAAACAUGUUGAUUGUUUCGGCUGUGUUAGCUGCAUCGGUUUGGGCUGUGUUAGCUGCAUCGGGAAUGCUGGGAGUAGGAUAUGUUUGGAUCAAAUUUCAGAGAUGGUUAAGCUCCUAUCGUAGAGAUAUGAAUGCUUUUUCCAAACAUUUGGAUGAAAAGAUAAAUGAGGCGGCGCUCAAACUUGAUGAAAUAGGCAGAGAUGCCGAACAGACAAGAAAUGUGGUUGCUGAUAUAAAUAGUCAGAUCAGGGAUUUGCGUGAAGAAAUGAGAGCUGGUUUUGCACAAGUGGCCGAUAGAGGUGAUCAACAGUUGAUUUUGGACAUUCUGUCUCAUAUCUCUUCACAAAUUGGUGUAGACGUCCAACAUUUGGCAGGUGGAGGCGGUGACGUCCAGCCUGUGGCGCAUGGAGGCGGUGACGUCCAGCCUGUGGCGCAUGGAGGCGGUGACGUCCAGCCUGUGGCGCAUGGAGGCGGUGACGUCCAGCCUGUGGCGCAUGGAGGCCGUAUCUUGACUAUUACCCAGGGAAUAAGAUCUGUCUUACCAAGAAUCUUCGGUCGUCAGCAUUAGCGACUUAUAUGUUACGCAAGUCCGUCCAGUUUGUUGUCGAAUGAAUUCUUGGACUUGUUUCUGGUCAUAUGAUUUGCUGAACGGUUGUUCAUAGUUGAGGAUUCUUCUAAGUUUGAGAUUGUCUGCAUUUUUUUUUGCAAAAUUGAGGUGAUUAGAGUAAAAUGUGUGGUGAAGG
Messenger RNA from Arabidopsis arenosa, 2068 nucleotides. The record is from the annotation of a GenBank genome assembly. Lineage: Eukaryota; Viridiplantae; Streptophyta; Magnoliopsida; Brassicales; Brassicaceae.